AUGGCGGACCAACCUCCAUUUCCAUUCAAAACGCACACUGGCUCACACUUCUUCACCACCCAUCUUUCAAGAAUUCAUAGCCACCAAACCCCACCGCCAACUCUAUCCAGAAGAUUGUUCCUCCCUUCAGUUUCUGGAAUCUGGGACACCUUAACUGGGGGUAACAAUGCCCGCGAAGCCGUUUCUGCCAUUCGACGUGGAAUGCUACUCUUUCGGCAGGGUGAUGUGCCAGGUUCUUUGGUGGAAUUCGAUAAGGCAAUUGAGUUGGAUCCUCGUCAGAAGGCAUAUCUUUGGCAAAGGGGGCUGUCAUUAUACUAUCUUGAUAGGUUUGAAGAAGGGGCAGAGCAAUUCCGGUUAGAUGUUGCACAUAAUCCAAAUGACACAGAGGAAUCCAUAUGGUGCUUUCUUUGUGAAGCCCAAUUAUGUGGGGUUGACGAAGCAAGGAAACAGUUUCUUGAGGUUGGCAAAGAUCCACGACCCAUCAUGCGGGAAGCCUAUAACAUGUUUAAAAAUGGCGGGGAUCCUGAAAAGCUUGUUGCUGCAUUUUCAAAUGGAAGGGAGAAUGAGUAUUUCUAUGCUUCUCUGUAUGCUGGGCUUUAUUACGAAUCUGAGGUAUGGUUACCCGAUGCUAUGGAAGGACCUACUCCUAUUUCAGCGCUUAUACAUGCUGCUACUAUGGUAGCCGCAGGAAUUUUUCUUGUAGCUUGGCUUCUUCCUCUUUUCAUAGUUAUACCUUACAUAAUGAAUAUAAUAGCUUUGAUAGGUAUAAUAACAUUACUAUUAGGAGCUACUUUAGCUCUUGCUCAAAAAGAUAUUAAGAGAAGUUUAGCCUAUUCUACAAUGUCUCAAUUGGGUUAUAUGAUGUUAGCUCUCGGUAUUGGGUCUUAUCGAGCUGCUUUAUUUCAUUUGAUUACUCAUGCUUAUUCAAAAGCAUUGCUGUUUUUAGGGUCUGGAUCAAUCAUUCAUUCAAUGGAAGCGAUUGUUGGAUAUUCUCCAAACAAAAGUCAGAAUAUGGUUCUUAUGGGUGGUUUAACAUAACAUGUGCCGAUUACAAAAACUGCUUUUUUAUUAGGGAUACUUUCCCUUUGUGGUAUUCCACCCC
Messenger RNA from Alnus glutinosa, 1102 nucleotides. Its product is annotated as NAD(P)H-quinone oxidoreductase subunit 5, chloroplastic-like. Gene Ontology annotation, cellular component: chloroplast. The coding region runs from base 1 to 1038 and encodes 345 amino acids. The transcript has 8 exons. Gene Ontology annotation, molecular function: protein binding. The record is from RefSeq and is a predicted model, not a curated record. NCBI's taxonomy places the organism in Eukaryota, Viridiplantae, Streptophyta, Magnoliopsida, Fagales, Betulaceae.